This is a messenger RNA of Aspergillus versicolor CBS 583.65, 1453 nucleotides long. RefSeq names its product putative ubiquitin conjugating enzyme (UbcK). The coding region runs from base 474 to 1019 and encodes 181 amino acids. NCBI's taxonomy places the organism in Eukaryota, Fungi, Ascomycota, Eurotiomycetes, Eurotiales, Aspergillaceae. The transcript is spliced from 3 exons. The record is from RefSeq and is a predicted model, not a curated record.
CAAGAACAAAGGAAGGUCGGAUGGUCCGGUCAGAUGGUUGCUGUGGUAAACAAAAGGCGCUUGCAGUCUGGCGCUCCUCACGCCCCCUCUCUCCUCUCCUCUCCUCUCCAGCCUCUGCUUUCCUCAACCCAAUCUCUUUGUCUUGCAUUCCCACGCUGCAUCCAACUUUCAUUUUCCCGCUAUUGUCUUCCAAGUCAGAUACGCGACAUUCCGACCUAGAUCUUGCCCUGACUGCAUCGAGGUCGCAUUUGGCUGGACCGCCCAUUCCAACCGCCCGUGCUUCUGCUUCCGGAUCCAGCCGCCAUUCCAAAGCAACCUUGGUCCUUUCCUGCUACCACCUUAACCUUACUGCUACUCAAGCUUGGAUUUUUUUGGCUCUUUUCUGUUCGGGCCUCCUUUUCUCUUUUCGCUAGUGAUCUCUUGUACCGUCAUCCUCUACAUACACCUCAACCUCUACUGCGUGGACAAACACAAUGGAUUACACCAUGGAAGACACCCAGAACUCCGCGCCUAAUGCACACGAGGCCUCGAAGCUUGGCCCUUCGAGCCAGCGGAAUGAUACUCAGGGCGUGACCAAGCGCCUGCAAUCUGAACUGAUGCAGCUCAUGGUUUCCCCUUCCCCGGGUAUCUCAGCUUUCCCUGACGCCGACGGAAACCUUCUUUCCUGGAUUGCUACCAUUACCGGCCCGUCAGAAACACCCUAUGAGGGCUUGACAUUCAAGCUCUCCUUUUCGUUCCCUAACAACUACCCGUACUCGCCGCCCACUGUGCUCUUCAAGACUCCGAUCUACCACCCCAAUGUCGACUUCUCGGGCCGCAUCUGUCUGGAUAUCCUUCGUGACAAAUGGAGUGCCGUUUACAACGUACAAAACGUCCUUCUUAGUUUGCAGAGUCUCCUUGGGGAACCGAACAACGCAAGUCCUCUCAAUGCCCAGGCAGCCGAGCUGUGGGAUACCGACCAGGAGGAAUACAAGCGCCACGUUCUGGCCAGGCACCGUGACAUUGAGGAUGUUGAAUAGAUUCCUUUGUCUCUAGAUCUUUUUCCCCUUCAGGCGUUAAUUGGUUGAUAUUCAUUUUGGAAGCAUUGCAUUGAACUGGGGUCUGGGUUGAUCUUUGGUUUCCCCUUUCAGUGGUCGGAGCCUGCUCUCCUCGACAAGAGCUGGGACCUGAACUUGGUCUGUUCAUGUCAAAGCUUGGGAAUCGGAGUUAUUGGAAGCAAGGAGUUUUCCCUGCGCGCCACCAUCUUAGCCGAUGGUUAGUUAUUCUUUUGUUCCAUAGGUCUUUAUUCCAAGCCUAGGUAUAAUACUUAUCAAUUAUUCUUAUAGUCUAAUGUAUAGAAUGGGAUAAUAUUGGCAAGCCUCUGUCUGCACGUGACGGCAGUCUAGACUUGCAGAUCGCGGGGAAAUGUAAUAAAACAGCCGCUUGACCCUCCUGCCAGCCUGAGGACCAUGCG